Meloidogyne enterolobii is the source of this 1030-nucleotide messenger RNA. The record is from the annotation of a GenBank genome assembly. Lineage: Eukaryota; Metazoa; Nematoda; Chromadorea; Rhabditida; Meloidogynidae.
GUUUUUUAAAGAAAUAUGGCUGACAGAUCUAAAAUAAAUAGAACAACUGCAAGUGAUUUUGGAAAUAUUCGAGACGCUGAGGAUGAUGAUGACAAUGAAUUUUUUGCUAAUGAUGACAACUUUGAUGAUGAAGAAUGUGAAGCAAAUGAUGCUCCUGAAGAUCAUGAUGGUUUACAACAGCCAAUUGAUCAUACAAGCAAUCCUUCACAAGCAUCUUCCACAGUUGGCCGUACUUGUUCAAAUAGCUCUUCGCCGUGUACCUGUAUCAAAUCUUUCAAAAAUUACCGAGGCCCCAGAUGAGCUAUCUUAUUCAUUCAAACAUGGAGAAAAUGCUUUGCAAGUAAUUAAUGAAGAUCAUGAGCGUUUGGGACAUGAGAACUAUUUACGUCUUCCUUCUGGGUCUUUCCACACUUCACAAUAUUCAAUUAAGAAUAGUUGGGAGGAAAGUGCUCUUCGUUGUCAGAAUGCAAUUAUCCGAUCUGAAUUGGAUUUGAGUAGUAUUCAGAUCCCAACUAAAGCAAACAAUUCUAUCAAUUUGGAUAAUUUAAAAAAUUCUCCUAAACAAAGUUCUAUUCAUCAAAUACCUAAAGACUCAACAAAAAAUUCAGCAACUUUUAAUAGUAUUCCACAACAACAAAGACCACCACUUUCACCUUCACGCUUUUUAAAUAAAAGUAUAAAUAAUGUAAAACCAUUUAUUUCUGGUACUCGCUAUACAGUCUAUUUUGGUUUUAAACGUUUGGAUGGACUUGAUUCUGAGGAAUUUUUACGUAUUCAUAAUAUUCAUUAUGGUCGAGAACGGUUACUCAUUCGUUGUUGGAUAAAGAACAAUUCAAAAUCUGACAAUUGUUUCAAGUUAGUUAGCCCAGCUGAAAAUGUAUCUUCAAUUUUGGAGUGGGAUGCUUACCAAAAAAUUGUUAUUUCUUUUACGCCUACUUCUGCUGAACACUAUGCAAACUAUCUUUUUAUUCAUUGCCAAUCUAGGCAUGAAUCUCGAAAAUAUAAGGUUUUUCAGAAUAUAAUUAUUUAA